UUGUCACGAGUACGCCACUUCAGCCAGAAACUUCCGAGCAAACCCCUGAGACGGCAACAAAAGUCACAGAGCAUGUUUCCCAUGCUUCAAAGGCCCAUACGAGCACGCAAACAACAGGUGCAUCGCACCCAUCUGUGUCGCACGAAUCGGUUAGCACACCUAAAGAAAGCCUGGCAACGGAAGAGCAUGCUAUGCUGCCAUCGUCCGAAAGUCCUUCAGUUAUGGAGGCAACUACGGCGCACCUGCCCGAAGGCUCAGAGGAAACCAUUGCAACGUCAGCAUCAGUUGAAAAGAAUGUUACAAAUGCUUCGAUAGCAUAUGCAAGUACGCAUGCUGAAAGCACAACACACCCACCUCGGUCACGGCAAACGGCCCAUCCGCCAAGCACACAAGAACGAAGCCGGUCGACGGAAAAGCCUUUUGCACCUACAGGUUCCUCACAAAGUCACCCAGUAACACAGCCUGCAUCACCUGAAAUCCCUUCUGUGACGACUGCACACCUUCGCUCAACAACUUCUGAGCAAACCUUUGCGCCGGCAACAAAACCCACCGAACAAGGUCCACACGUCCCACAAGGUCUAGCUAGUACGCAGGCUGAAAGCACAACGCACCCACCUGUGUCUCAACGAUCAGCUGGAACGGCUAGCAUUAAAGAAGAGCAGGUGACAGAGGGUUAUUCUAUCCCACCUUCAUCAGAAAGCCCUUAUGUAGAGGAAUCUACAACAGCAUUCCAUUCUGAAACUUCACGGCAAACAACGUCCCUUGCAGCAGAAGCAACAGAACACGUGUUGAAUGCUUCACAAACUUACACAAGCAGGCGCGCAGAAGACACUACGCACCUACCUCCACCACAGCAAACAACUCACGUGGCCAUUACACACGAACAGAGUCUGGCAACCGAGAAACAAUCCGUACCUGCUUCAUCUCAAUCUCCCUCCGGUAUUGAGACAACUACAGUGACUCACACUGAAAGAUCGGAAGAAACCACAUCACCACCAAUACAAGCUACGGAACGUGCUUUGGGUGCCUCAACGGCUCAUUCAAGUACACGUUCCGAAAGCACAGCACACCCCUCACGGCCAGCAGCUCACACAGACAGUACACAAGAGCAAAGUCCAGCAACAGAAGGCCCGUUGUUACGUACCAGCCUCGCUCACACUCUUUCAUCGUCCCAGCGUGCAUCAUCUGGAAGCCCCUCUGGUAUUAACCUUGUCACGAGUACGCCACUUCAGCCAGAAACUCCCGAGCAAACCCCUGAGACGGCAACAAAAGUCACAGAGCAUGUUUCCCAUGCUUCAAAGGCCCAUACGAGCACGCAAACAGCAGGUGCAUCGCACCCAUCUGUGUCGCACGAAUCGGUUAGCACACCUAAAGAAAGCUUGGCAACGGAAGAGCAUGCUAUGCUGCCAUCGUCCGAAAGUCCUUCAGUUAUGGAGGCAACUACGGCGCACCUGCCCGAAGGCUCAGAGGAAACCAUUGCAACGUCAGCAUCAGUUGAAAAGAAUGUUACAAAUGCUUCAAUAGCAUAUGCAAGUACGCAUGCUGAAAGCACAACACACCCACCUCGGUCACGGCAAACGGCUCAUCAGCCAAGCACACAAGAACGAAGCCGUUCGACGGAAAAGCCUUUUGCACCUACAGGUUCCUCACAAAGUCACCCAGUAACACAGCCUGCAUCACCUGAAAUCCCUUCUGUGACGACUGCCCACCUCCGCUCAACAACUUCUGAGCAAACCUUUGCGCCGGCAACAAAACCCACCGAACAAGGUCCACACGUCCCACAAGGUCUAGCUAGCACGCAGGCUGAAAGCACAAUGCACCCACCUGUGUCUCAACGAUCAGCUGGAACGGCUAGCAUUAAAGAAGAGCAGGUGACAGAGGGUUAUUCUAUCCCACCUUCAUCAGAAAGCCCUUAUGUAGAGGAAUCUGCAACAGCAUUCCAUUCUGAAACUUCACGGCAAACAACAUCCCUUGCAGGAGAAGCAACAGAACACGUGUUGAAUGCUUCACAAACCUACGCAAGCAGACGAGCAGAAGACACUACGCGCCUACCUCCACCACAGCAAACAACUCACGUGGUCAUUACACACGAACAGAGUCUGGCAACCGAGAAACAAUCCGCACCUGCUUCAUCUCAAUCUCCCUCCGGUAUUGAGACAACUACGGUGACCCACACCGAAAGAUCGGAAGAAACCACAUCACCACUAAUACAAGCUACGGAACGUGCUUUGGGUGGCUCAACGGCUCAUUCAAGUACACGUGCCGAAAGCACAGCACACCCGUCACGGCAAGCAGCUCACACAGCCAGCACACAAGAACAAAGCCCAGCAACGGAAGGCCCUUUGUUACGUACGAGCCUCGCUCACGCUCUGCCAUCGUCCCAGCAUACAUCAUCUGGAAGCCCCUCUGGUAUUAAGCAUUUGACUAGUACAUCACUUCAACCAGAAGCUUCCGAACAAGCGAAUGUGACGGUCACAGAAGCAACAAAGCAUGCUUCAAAGGCCCAUACGAGCACGGCAACAGCAGGUACAUCGCACCCAUCUCUGUCGCACCAAUCGGUUAGCACGCUUAAAGAGAGCCUGGCAACGGAUGAGCAUGCUAUGCUGUCAUCGUCCGAAAGUCAUUCAGUUAUGAAAGCCACUACGGCGCACCUGCCCAAAGGAUCCGAAGAAACCAUUGCGACGUCAACAUCAGUUGAAAAGGAUGUUACAGAUGCUUCAAUAGCAUAUGCAAGUACGCGUACUGAAAGCACGUCACACCCACCUCGGUCACGGCAAACGGCUCAUCCGUCGAGUAGACAUGAACAAAGCCUGUCGACGGAAGAACAUUUUGCACCUGCAGGUUCUUCGCAAAGUCACCCAGUAGUCACCCAGCCUGCAUCGCCUGAAAUCUCUUUCGUGACGACUGCACACCUUCGUUCAACAACUUCUGAGCAAACCUUUACGCCGGCAACAAAACCCACAGAACAAGGCCCACAUGUCCCACAAGGUCUAACUGGCACGCAUGCUGAAAGCACAACGCACCCACCUGUGUCUCAACGAUCAGCUGGAACGGCCAGUAUUAGAGAAGAGCAGGCAACAGUGGGUUUUUCCAUACCACCUUCAUCGGUAAGUCCCUAUGUAGAAGAAGCUGUAACAACAUCCCGUACUGAAAGUCCACAGGAAACAACAUCCUUUACAGCAGAAACGAGAGAACAUGCUUUAAACGCUUCACGAACUCAUACAAGCAGGCAUGCAGAAGACAUUACACGCCCACCUUCGUCACGGCAAACAACUCACGUGACCACCAUACAAGAACAAAGUCUGGCAACCGAGGAACAAUCCGUACCUGCUUCAUCUCAACGUCCUUCUGGUGUUGAGACAACUUUAGUUACCCACACCGAAGAACCAGAAGAAACCGCAUCACCGCCAACCCAGGGUACGGAACGUGCUUUGAAUGCUUCAGCAAUUCAUGCAAGGACUCAUAGCACAGCACACCCAACUGGGUCAAGAGAAACAGCUCACACAGACAGCACACAUGACCAAAGACCAGCAACGGAAGGUGAAUCAUUACCGACGAGCUUCGCACAUGCUCAUCUAUCGUCUCAGCAUGCAUCACCUGGAAGUCCUCCUGGUAUUACGCAUUUGACGAGUUCAUCACUUCAACCGGAAAUUUCCCAACAAAAGACUACGACGGUAACAGAAGCCACAGAGCAUGCUUCUUAUCAUUCAAAAUCAUAUACGAGCACGCAUGCUGCAGGCCCUACACGCCCACUGGUGUCACAACAGUCUCCCGGCACGGUUAGUAUGCCUGAAGAACGCUUGACGUCUACAAAGCAUCCCAUGCCGACAUCGCUUGAGAGUUCCUCUUUUACUGAAACUGCUACAGUACCCCAUUCCAAAAGUUCAGAGCAAACCUCUGCACCAUCAACAACGGCUCCUGAUCGGGCUUACAAUGCUUCAACGGCUUACACUGCAAGCCAUCUUCAAAGUACAGCACAUUCCCCUGCGUCAAGGCGAACAGUUCACCUGACCAGUGCAAAAGAACAAACCCUGUCAACGGGAAAAUAUUCUGCUCCCACUUUAUCGGAAACAUCUUUUGACAUUGAAACAACUAUAGUGCUUCGUCCAAGAAGUUCACAUGAAAUGACUGCAUCAUCAACAGGAACCAGACCCGUUACCAUUACUUCAACAACUCAAUUCAGCACGCACACAGAAAGCACGACACAAAAAUCUGCUUCACGACAACCAACUUACGUUCCCAGCACAAAACAACCAAGUCUGGUUACGGAGGAACACCUUGUGCCCACCAGCUUCUCCCAUACUCACCCGACAACACAACUUGCAUCAUCUGAAAUUCCCGCCAGCAUUGAGAACAUGACGACUAAAGCAGUUCAUCCUGCAAGCUCAGAACAAAUCACUGCGGCAGCAACGGAAACUACAGAUCACGCCUCUCACGUUUCAGAAGGACAUACCGGUACACGUGCAGAAAGCACUACACAACUACCUGUGUCAAGACAAUCAGCUAGAACGGCUGGCACGCGUCAAACUGUUGUGCAUGCAACAGUAGCUGUGGAUCACGCUUCGAACGCAUCCGUCGCGAGCACGCAGGCUGAAACCACAGUACAUCUGCCUGUAUCGCGGCAAAAGGCUUACAUGGCCAGCACACAGGAAGAAAGUCUAGGACCGGAAGGUCAUUCUGCAUCUACCACCUUCCAGUCCUAUCACCCAGCGACUCAAAGUACGUUAUCUGGAAGCCCUGCUAGUAUUGGGAGUAUAGCGACAGCACCAAUGCAUGCGGCAACCUCGGAACUAACCAAUCCGCCUGCAGAAGAAACAACAAAACCCCUUUCUCAUGCUUCAAGAACUCGCACAAACGCGCAAGGGGAAAUUACAACACAGCAUCAUGUGUCAGAGCAAUCAGCCAGCACGGCUUUCCUUCCAGCCGGAAGCAUCGGAACGAGAGAACAUCACGUACCGCCAUCCUCUGAAAGGCCCAUAAUAACUGAAUCUGUUACAGUAUUCCAUCCCGGAAGCCCACAAGAAAGCACUGUAACAUCAACGGAAGCUGCAGAACUAGCUACAGAUUUUUCCGUGCGUUAUACCAGCACUCAUGUUGAAAGCACAAUACACUCAGCGGCGUCACGGCAAACGGCCCAUGCGACCAGCACUCAAGGGAAAAUCCAACUUGUCUCAGGACAAACAAUUAGUACGGCUGGCAUUCCGGCAGAAAAUAUGACAACAGAAGAAUAUUCCGAGACGCCAACAUCUGAAAGACCUAGUGUGACCGGAGUUGCUACAGAAAUCCAUCCAAAAGGCUCGAAAAGAACCGCUACAGCGUCAACCGAAGCUGCCGAACAAGCCACAAACGCUUCGAUCACUUUUACCAGCACGCUUGCUGAAGGCACAGCAUACCCAGCCGUGUCGCAGCAAGCCGCUCACACCGCCAGCACGCAAGAACAAAGCCUUGCAACGGAAGGUCAUUCUCUGCCUUCAAGCCACCCGCAUACUUACCAAGCCACCCAGCACGCAUCAUCUGAAAGCUCAGGUGGUAUUGGAAGUGCGACGGCUGCAACACUUCAUGCAAAAACUUCUGAACAAACCGUUCCGCCAACAGCGGGAACUACGGAACGUGCUUCUCACGCUUCAGAAACUAGCACAGGCGCACAAGCAAAAAGCACAACACAGCAUCUCGUGUUACGGCCAUCAGCUAGCACGGUUAGCAUUCCCGAAGCAAGCGUGGGAACAGAAGAACAUUCUGUACCGCCAUCAUCUGAGCGACCUCCUGUUACAGCAGCCGUUACGGAAGUGCACCCCAAAAGCUCGAAAGAACCCAUUGUGACGUCAGCAGAAAUUGCAGAGCCAUCUCAAACGGCUUCAACAGCUCAUGCGAGUAAGCUCACUGAAAGCACAGCACAUCAAGCCACAUCACGGCAAACGGCUCACACUACCAGCACACAAGGACAAGUUCAGGAAACUGAAGGCCCUUAUUUAGGUUCCAGCUUCCCACAGACUUGGCAAGAGACCCAGCGCACGUCAUCUGAAAGCCCUGCUGGUGUUCGGAAUACGACAGUUGCAAUAAUUCAUGCAGCAACUUCGGAGCAGCCCAUGGUGUCAUCCAUGGAAAUCACAGACCUUCCCUCUCAUACUUCAACAAAUCGUACAAGCGCACGAGCCGAGAGCACAACCCAGCAGCCUGUGUCAGGGCAAUCGGCUACCACGGCAAGCAUGCCUGAAGAAAGCAUGGAAACGGAAGAAUAUUCGAUAACGACGUCAUCUGAAAGGCCCGCUGUUACUGAAGCCGUGACAGCAAUUCAUCCCAAAAGUUCGGUAGGAACCCCUGACACAUCAAAAGAAGCUGCAGAGAAAGUUGCGAAUGCUUCAACAUCAAGCGCACGCACGCAUGCCAAAACCACAACACAUCCAGCCACCUCGCGGCAAACGAUUCACAUGCACAGCACACAAGAACAAAGCCUGGCAACGGAAGGUCCUUCAGUAACCACUAGUUUCAUGGGCGCUCAUUCAGGGACCCAACGCGCGUCAACUGGAAGCCAGUUUGUUGUUGACAACGAGACAGCUACGGUACUGCAUCCCGCAAGUUCCUCAAAAGCCUCUGAGGAGGGAACGGAAACCCCGAGACAUGUUUUCCCUGCUUCGAAAACACAUGUUACCACGCAUCAGGAGAGCACAUCCCACCCAGCUGUGCCAGAACAAACCAUUACCACGCCUGGCACACCCAGGGAACAUCUGGUGACAAAAGAACAACCUGCACCGCCGUCAUCCGCACGUCCUUUGGCCACCGAAACUACUUCAGCACUUCAAUGGGAAAGUUCCGAAAGAACCAUCACAACAACAACAGAGGCUACCAAAUGUGCUUCACAUAUUGCGGUGGCUUAUGCAAGCACGCGUCCUGAAAGUAAAACGCACGCUCCAGUGUCACGACAAACGGCUCAGGCGGCCAGCACACAGGAAACAAGCUCAGCAACGGAAAGUCACCUAGUUCAUCCAAGCUUGCCGGAUACUCACCCAAAGACACAUCCUGAUUAUGGGCAGACAAAAUCUGAGAGCACCCAGGGUUUCGAAGAAGUAAGUUCGACGCAAGGUACUGAGAGGUCGACUUCGUCCACUGAACAUCCAGCGUGCAAAUGGGACAACAUCACGUCUAGCAGACCCGGAACCAUUAUCCGGGACCCUAGUCGCUGUCUGCAUGUGGAAUGUGUGCAAACUAUACACGGAAGCUUUGUUGACGUCACCAUCGUGCACGAAGCAAGAGGAUGUUGCGAAAUGAAUGGCAACACCAUGGUCCCAACGGGCUUUGUGAGGUUUACACCUCUCGGCAAAAAGAAGCGUUGCUUCUUUGGACGCUGGCACACACAAUACUUCGAUCCAGCGUUGAGUAAAGAAGAUGGAUUUAUACUACGCCCAUCCCAAAUCUCCCUACAUCAUCGAAUCUAGCCUCGAAGAUAUUGAGAUAACUAGCGUACCGAUAUGCGAAGUGGGCGGUCGCCGAGAAACUGUGGAGGACUACUUUAAUCACCUAGUGAGCAUUGGUACAAUGUCCGAACAAGGAUUACCGAAAGAAGCAAUCGCCAGUGGAACAAAAUAUCGCCAGGGCAACGAAGCGCUUACUAAAAUGCACGAAUGGCGGCUGCCACCAGUGCCCCGCAAGUACAAGGCAGGCCAUUCCAACAUUGGUGCCGAAUUGACUCAUUGGGGCAAAGUGCAUGAGGAUAUGCAACAAGCCAUUAGAAACAACAAACGUUUCCAUGACCCGCUGCCCAUAUAUAAGGAGAAUCAUUUCAAUUAUAAAUGAGUAAAUAGUCUACAUGUAGCACAACAACGCCCUUAUUUAGCAAUAAUUUAGAGGUGUCAUCUUCAGAAGUUGAGAGAAAGUAAUAAUUUGCCUUUCAGCGUAAUUAGGAAAAAUGCUUGUUUCACAGUCAAUAAAAGUCUAAAUGAAAC
This is a messenger RNA of Pollicipes pollicipes, 7940 nucleotides long. Its product is annotated as mucin-12. NCBI's taxonomy places the organism in Eukaryota, Metazoa, Arthropoda, Thecostraca, Pollicipedomorpha, Pollicipedidae. The record is from RefSeq and is a predicted model, not a curated record.